Messenger RNA from Paramacrobiotus metropolitanus, 1546 nucleotides. RefSeq names its product protein enabled homolog. Gene Ontology annotation, molecular function: SH3 domain binding. Lineage: Eukaryota; Metazoa; Tardigrada; Eutardigrada; Parachela; Macrobiotidae. The coding region runs from base 1 to 1152 and encodes 383 amino acids. The transcript is spliced from 9 exons. The record is from RefSeq and is a predicted model, not a curated record.
AUGGAAGAAGUGAAGGCGACAGCGCACGCGUCAGUGUUGGUGUACAAUCCCGUUAAGAAGCGCUGGCUGCCGGCGGCAUCCUCGAGCCAGAACGCCACCGCCAAGGUGCACGUCUUCCAGCACCGACUCCACAGCACAUUCCGCGUUGUCGGCCGCCAUCUGAUGGAUUACGAGCUGGUGAUCAACUGCGCUAUCGUUAAUACCGGCUGCAAGUACAUCCGAGCCACGCCGACAUUCCACCAGCUGCACGACGGUGGCUUAGUAUACGGCCUCAGUUUCCUGACCAAGGAGGAAGCCAACAUUUUUGCGACAGCCAUGGGCGAAGCCAUCCAGGCACUCAACGUCGCUCUUCACAAACGCAGUAUCCCGGGCAUCCAGCCCCGUAUCCGCUUUUUGUCUGGUCCGUCUCCGGCCCGCACUUACACUGUGGACGCUCGGACCCGCAAGCGACCGGUUCUUCCGGAAGAAGACGGUCAACUGGCGGUCACUGAAGACCCGACGACGAAGUCCCCGACGGUCGCAGCCAGUAUCGAUCUGCCCCCGUUUGACAGAAACGUAAAACACGCGGUGCUCCUGGAGAGAGAAUCCGCCAUGCAGCUGGAUUUUAAUCGGGCAGAAGAAGACACAGCAGACAGUGGCAAUGAUUGGUUCGACGAUUCGUCCGUAACUAGACCUAAUGAUUCGGCAGUGAGUCCGACCUGUGAAACGGGAAAUCCGGAGAACACCCAUACAUCGUUUGACAGCCAGUCCCGGAACAGAUCGUCCGAAUCGAUCGGGAUUGCGCGUCCGAAAUACAUUACUCUUCGCAACGAAAUAUCUAACACUUCCGAACCUGGACAUGCUCCGAUGGAGAACGAAUUUCUAGAGCCGGCACAAGCACAAGUCUCACUUCCACCAAUUGCCACGAUUGAGUACGCUGUGCAGUCCACGAAGAUCGGGCAUCAGCUGGAGCCGGGAGCUGGAUCACUCCUAGAGGGCCGACACAACGUCGAGCUGGAGAAGGGACCGGUAAAAAGGGGCCGGCCGCCAAUACACCCAGACGGAGAUACAUGCCCGAGAUGCGGAAAACAUUUUCCUAAUCGCUCUAAUCGCAACAGACACUGGUUAAAAGUAGAUUGUACGAAGAAGAAACAGACUACAAGAAACUGCUGAAGAAAAGGUUUCGGGAGGAAGGAAAGGAUACGUGCGGACUGCGGAUGUUAUCAUUGUAUUUUUAUUCUUAUAAUUGUUAUUAUGACCUUGCCCAUAGUUCAGUUACGAAGGCACUGACGUGAAAUGUGGCCCCUGCGAGUUAUAGUUUUUUUCUUUUGUAAUGAUAUUGCUGUUGUCUAGAAUAUUUUGUAUAAAAAGAUGUCCUAGAUGUUGUUGUUGUUGCCAUGAGUUCUAAUGACAAGACAUUGUGAUAACGGAGUGAUAGUUUUAUUCUUUUUACAGUGACGUUUUCAGUCCAACUUUUGUGUACAGUACUCCAAUGUGCUGUAAAUUUCUUUGUAUUAUUUGUAUUCUCGAGAAUCUGUAUUUGUACUGAGAAAUUAUGAAGUUUGUA